Molecule: messenger RNA, 2004 nt
Organism: Amoebophrya sp. A120
Lineage: Eukaryota; Dinophyceae; Syndiniales; Amoebophryaceae
Source: the annotation of a GenBank genome assembly
AUGUUUGAAAACUGCCAGGGGCUCACACAACUGGACGUCUCCGCUUACGACGUGUCCAUGAUCCGCACUGCGCGCCGGAUGUUCCAGAACGCGCGGGCCCUCGUAUUGCGGGGAAAAAUCCCCCCUCUCCAUGUGGAAAACGCAUCCGUCAGAAAAUUUGGUGACCACAAAUCGGGUCUGUCUUGCAAGAAGGCACACUGAGGCUGUCCGCCACCUUAUGCAGGCGAUUUGUAAUGCUGUAAGGCCUGCAGGGUAGCCGUCUGCCAUGCUAGUCGCCUACACCAAAAGGCCCCCGCCGAGUCUCAGGACCUGCGUGCAUUCCUAUACUGCGACACAAAUUUGAUUUGUGAUUGUGGUUCCAAAUCCAGCAUCAGAAGUUGCGUUUUGAUAUGUGGAGGGGGGAUUUUUCCUUUUGAUACCUCGUGCACCUGCAGGGGCUGGGAAACUGGGCCGCCAAAGUGUCCAACGUAACUGAUCUUGCUUACACCUUCGCAGGCCUCGCCUCCUUGGACACCGCGGCCACCGGCCUCGCGUCCUUCUCGGAAACGUCGAUCGCCAACUGGGACCUCUCGAAUAUCACGAGAAAAAAGUGCUACAGUUACACAUUUGAUGGAGUUUCUGCAUCACAAAUUUUCUCUGUGUGGCAGACAAAACUUGUAACGCAAAGAUCAUAAGGAUAAGGGAAAAUAGAAUACGUAGGAAACGAGGCUCGCAAGCAUCUCCUGCAUGACAAAGGUUGUCUGUCUUGCGGCUCCUGCAACACAAUGUGUAACUGUAGCGCUUUUUUCUUGCGAUAUCGAAAGUGAAAAGUCUGAAGGGCGUGUUCAAGGACAGUCCGCUCCUGGAUUUCACAGUCGAUAUCCUGUGCCAAAACGUCUCCACCCCAGAGUUGUCAUGCAAUGCGCAUCUCCAACUCCAUGAGAGGUGUUUCCAGUAGUGUUUUGGCAUUUGUAAAAAUGGUGUAAAAAAACAAGACGAGAAAAUCAAAAUGGCUUUCUCAUGCAGCUUCCCUUGCAGACCACCACUACACUGCAGAUGGAAUGUUGUCAUGCAGAACUCCCAAGGCCUGGAGAUCAUUUGUGUUGCAGAUUUACCAACUUGACUAUGGGGUGUGGGCCCCGUUUUUGCUCAGGACAGACGAAGCGUGGGACGUAUCCCAGGUAACGGAUUUUAGUUACGCCUUCGCAAACGCGGCCGCGUUCAAUCCGCGGGUCAAGGGUUGGGCGGUGGGGUCGGCGCAGGAUUUCACCUCCAUGUUCCACGGAGCCACGAUAGCCCACCCCUGCGUCAGCAGCUGGGCGGUGUCCAACAAAUUGACGAACUUGAGGAACAUGUUUCGCGACGCAGUGUGCGCGACGCCAAACUUGCACAGUUGGGACCUGACUGCGGUGGUCGAUUCGGAAGGCUGGGGGUACCGUAUCAAAGAGAAAAAUCCCCCCUCCCCAUAUCAAAAUGGAAUUUCUGAUGCUGGAUUUGCGUACACAAAUCAGCCUUGUCUUGCAAUAGAGGACUGCAGGCUCGUAUCAAGCCGGAGUGGACAGGUUUUGGCCUAGGCGCUCGGCAUGACAAAAGUCCAUGCUGUAGGCCCAACAGCAUCACAAACCGCCUGCAUAAUGCGGGGGGCCUUCUGGGUUUGCCUUCUUGCAAGACAGACACGAGUUGUGACCACAAAUCGGCAUCACAAAUUUCCGACAGCAUCUAUACGCUUUCAGUAUGGAGGGGAGGGGGGAUUUUUCCUUACGAUAUACCGAGCAGGCCUGCCGGGGCAGUGCACCAACCUCCCAUUCAACGCGCAGGCGCUGGACGUCGGGUGCGCAGAGGAUGACCCAUAUCGGAUCCAAGUGCAAAUCGAAAGCGACAUGGUUGGCGUGCCGCUGCGCAUUCCGCUCACGGACCAGGGGGACCACGGAUUUACGGUCUACUGGGGGGAUUCGGGUUUGCCCAAACCUGCGCUGCAGGCGGUUGCGGGUCUUUCCCCGGGGACGGUGCUUCCGCGGACGGGAG